This is a messenger RNA of Anguilla anguilla (European eel), 3260 nucleotides long. RefSeq names its product protein phosphatase 1 regulatory subunit 37. Lineage: Eukaryota; Metazoa; Chordata; Actinopteri; Anguilliformes; Anguillidae. The transcript is spliced from 13 exons. The record is from RefSeq and is a predicted model, not a curated record. Gene Ontology annotation, molecular function: protein binding. Bases 773 to 2140 code for a protein of 455 amino acids.
GGGAGCCCUUGCCUUCUUUUUAGGUGGCAUCUAGGCAGCAUGGAGAACAGACACCAUUUUGAAACCGGCUAUAAGUUACAGUAGGCAUAUCGUUAACGUCUGGUCAAAUAAAUAAUGCAACUUAAAUAAAUAAAUGAAUUAAAACAUCACUAUAGCUAUAAUUAUACCAAAGUAUAUAAUUAACAUUUUGAUAAAUGUCUGACUUUUAAAGUCGGUACAAAGUAUUAACUUCAGUAAUAUCACAUUACAGCUUAUUUAGCACUAAUAAGACAUUAGCUAACUUAGCCUGCCAAGCUACUUCCGCCAGCUGACAGAAAAGCAACUUCGUAAAUGAAUUCUCACAGUAAAUAAGAACUAGCACUAACGUUAGCGCGAAGAUGUGCGCGAAUAAUAAUUUUAUUCAACAGGCGAGCUACCUCCCACAUUUCUUUAUCAAUAAGAAUACCUACCUAGCCAACUUGGCGAACAUCCAACUUUUAUGACCAACUUUUAUAGCUAGCUAAGUUAGCCCAGUGAGACAGCUAUUUUUUAUUUUCGCCUUUUCACCAGAUUCAGCCAUUCUGGCCUGCUGCGGUAGCUAGCAGUUACGCAGAUAACGUGGAUAGCUAGCUCACCAUAAUUUUAACGUGUUCUGCAUCACAUGCUGGCUUUCACCUUCUGUCGUUUGACAACAAACAAUUGUACGCAACAUGCAGCCAAGGAAAUCGAUUCACUACCGCCUUUGCAGUCCUAAGCCCCAUUGGCCAGAAAUUUGGUAUGAUAGAGAUGCAAGAUGACAGGAGGCAAGGAAGACAACAGUGCAGAGCAGGCGUCAUCUCCGUCCCAGUUUCCAAAAAAAUGCAAAGGUGAAAAGCAUGUAUCUUUCCCACCGGAUGAAGAGAUAGUAUCAGGCUUCGCUGAGCACAAGGACGCACUGAGAGAUGUUGACAGCAUUACCUUGGUGGAUGUUAUUUCAGCGUAUAAGAAGAGCUGCCUUAACUAUCAUGUGGAACCCAAAUCAAAGAUCUUGGAGCAACUCCAGGUGCAAGAAGUUACAAACACACACAGCAGGGCCAGAUGUCUAGAUCUGAGGGGUGAACGAUUAGAUUACCAUGCGUGCGAGUCUCUUGAAGAUAUACUGAAAUUAGUGCAGUUUGAUUUCAUCAGUCUACGGGAGACGGAACUGGAGGAGAAUGGAGCAUCCUCCUUGUUUGAUAUGGUUUUAUACUAUGAAUCAGCAGCCCAUCUCGACAUAUCGUCCAACACAAAUCUUGGCGUUUUGGGUUGGCAGGCUCUCUCUCGCUUGGUUCAGCAGAGCAGUUGCCUAUGGAGACUGGAUGCCUGCAAUAUGCCCAUCCCUGAGUAUCCAGCGCAGGCCCUGUCAAAAGCCCUUCUCAGCAGCAGGCUAACCGUGCUAUGCCUCAAAAACACCUGCCUAAGUGGCAGGCCCCUCUUCACACUCGUAAGUACACUGAAGGGGAACACAUCACUACAGGAACUCUAUCUUGCGAACAACAACCUCAACAGUUUUCAGGAUGCGAUGCAACUGGGAGACCUCCUUAAAUAUAACCGUUGCCUAAAAUCGCUGGACCUGAGUAACAACCAGAUUUCUGAUUCAGGCCUGGAAGAAAUAUGUGAGGGACUGGGAUUUCAGAAAACUGGACUGAGAAACCUGGUGCUGUGGAACAACCAAAUAACUUACAGGAGCAUGGUCCACCUGGCAAAGAUUUUGCCCCUUGUAAAUACACUUGAAACACUGAACCUUGGUCGUAACAAUCUCCAAAAUGAUGGGAUCCAGCUGCUAAAAGAGCCUUUAAUCGCCAACCGGUCUAUACUGCGCCUGGGCCUGGUCCAUACAAGAGUUGGCUGCGAAGGCGCUGUGACUUUGGCUGAGUUCAUUGCAGAAAGCAGGCAGAUACAGCGACUGGACAUUAGGAAAAACCCGGUCCGAACUGCUGGCCUAUUGGCCCUCUUUCUGGCCCUGAAGAUCAACCGGUCUCUGAUCCGACUCGACCUGGACACAGCGCCCAAAGAGGAGAAGGAGGAAUUUCUGAUUGAAACCCAAAAGAAUCUACUGCGAGGGAUCUGUGACCGCUGCGUGAGCAAUGCGUCCGCAGCCGGAGAGAAGAACCCGCGGUCCGCUUCCCCCGGGCACGGCUGAGAACGCGGCAACCGCACACCCCGAGCGUCUCCGCACCUCGGCCCGAACAGCUGACUGCCGCACGUAUGAAUAAUAAUUCCAUCGCAAAUAAUGAUAACCAUAAAACUCCAAAUCCCCAUAAUAAACCUGAAGCCUCUCUCCCUAAUGAAACGCAGCUUCCCGCUGUUUUUAGCCUAAUGUUUCCAGCGAGGCUUUCACCGCUUUCCAUAAAGCAAUUUUGCGAGCCCACUUGAAACGUGAAUCACCUAGAAAUGAAAGGAAUCGCUCCCGAUUUUCAUCCGCGCCGUCUCGAAAAGUGACGCGGGCCAAAUCUUUGUUGAUAUGGACGUUGUGUUGUAAAUCCCUGUUUGCCCGCCCGCCAUCAUUCCUAAUGUUCACAUUUAUGCGCAGGGAAGUCCUUUAGUCUUGCGGAUGGGUGCAAACGUCCUGUAUAAGCGACUCCCGCACUAGCAAAUGAACCCUCUGAACUCACAAAAUCGCAAAUCACUCACGAGCAAUGAGACAUACACAAUGUUCAUUUAAGACAACCUAUGCCGGUACGAAGUUACACUGUGAGUCUUUAAUAUUUUAUCUUCAGAGAUUUUAUUUAUUUAUUUAUUUAUUUAGUGGAAAUUUUACUAGCAGCAUAUUUUAUGUAGGUAAAGUAUGAGGUAAAUGUUGCUGUUUCAAUUUGUACCGCUGAAAUGGAAGCCUACGUGUUCACAGCGAAUUUAACACUCCUCCCGGCCUAGCCAUGCCUGGUUCCUAGGUUCCUAGAGUGUUUCUCUGCUACUAAUUGGCCACCGCAGAGGCCCCUCACUUAUUAUGCAGCGAUUCGUUAUUCUGUUAUAUUACAUUUAUUAAGUUGCGUGUAAGAGUUGUAAUCUAAACUGCCUUUUCCCUGAGUCAGCCUGGGUCUCAAAAUGGCCUUCAUUUCUGAAUCUCUCUUCAUGUGAAUGGUCAUACAGGCAUUAGGUCAUACAGUCAUGCUGUGACAUUAGAGUGCCUGUGUUUUAGACUGGCAUUCCCCGUAGUUUUAACAGUAGACUGGCACGUUGGAGUUUGUCUUUGUCUUUGCUUUUUGUCAAAAUGUAUUUUAUUAAGAUAAUUAUUUCCUUACAAAAAAAUAAAAUAAAAAUUC